AUGGCGAUGUGUUCAAAUUUAUCUCGAUUAAGYUUCCUAAAACACAUUCUUAUUCGUCCAGCGAUACGACCCUUGUCUACACUAGCAGCUGACAAAGAUCUGAAAUCAAUCGAUGAUCUUCCAGGCCAUCCUAGCUAUCUAGGACUGCGAAUACCGAUUCGUGUUGCUUUCGCAAAGCUGUUUGCUAAGAAGCCUUUGGGAAAAUUAUCUUUAGAGUCACAGUUCCAAGAUGUUGAGAAAUUUGGGAGCAUUUUUAGGUCUGAAUUCCCUGGUGUCAAAAUGGUAACAUUGGCYGAUCCUAUCGAUGUGGCCAAGGUAUUCCGUAACGAGCCCAAGUAUCCAAGACGAAUUUCCUUUCCCGUGACUAYCUAUUGUCUUGAGAAGAGAAAAGCAGUUCCUGGAGUCUUCUUUGCCAAUGGAGAGGAUUGGUACAGAUAUCGUAGCACYGUCAGYAAACGUAUCUUAAAACCACGAGAAGUAGCCGAGUAUAUACCUGUCUUCAAYGACAUCGCAAGCGACUUCGUAACUCGACUURACUYCGUUCGAGWWCCCGCRGGAAUUGACACUGARURUGAAGUAAAAGAACUUAACCAAGAGUUGUUUAAGUGGUCUUUUGAGUCAGUUGCCCAUGUCCUGUUUGAUCGACGAUUUGGRUGCCUUGAAAACGAGGCAAACCCAGAAGCUCAAGCUUUUAUUAAGGCUGUUGGAGGAUUUUUAGAAACUGUUGUAAUUGCUGGGUUGAUACCUAUCUGGUUCUACAAACUUUACGAGACAAAAACCUUUAGGGAGUGCUACCACCAUUACGACACCAUGUACAAGUAUGCUGACCUGUUCAUUGCAAAAAGGGUUGAAGAAUUGGAAAGGGAGAGAAAAAUGGAUCCCAAAAACCUGGAAAGGCAAGCAGAAAAUCCAGAAAAAGUUGGCUUCAUUGAGUUUCUUUUGACCCAAGAGAAUCUGUCAAAAGAUGAUUUGAUGUCAAGURUCAUUGACUUGCUGUUUGCUGGAGUAGAUACCACAUCGAAUACAAUGCAGUGGUUUUUGUACAUGAUGGCCAAAAAUCAGGACAAGCAAGAGAGGCUUUUCCAGGAAAUAACCCAAGUACUAAAAGAUGGUGAAGCGCCAAGUUCAAAGACCCUUGGCAAAAUGCCUUACUUGAAAGCCUGCUUCAAGGAAACACUACGAAUGUAUCCAGUACUCAGUGCAUUGACUCGUACAAUUCCCACAGACAUGGAAAUCCAAGGUUAUCAUCUUCCCAAAGACACUCCUGUUCAGAUGUUAACCUAUUACAUAAGUCGAAGUGAAAGCAAUUUYGCAGAAGCACAAAAAUUUGUACCUGAAAGAUGGCUKCGCAAUGAGAAAAAYGAAUUGCACGCAAUUGAUGCMUUUUCUUCMAUYCCAUUUGGGUUUGGUACAAGAAUGUGUGCUGGUCGACGUAUAGCUGAGUUAGAGCUCUACCUACUGGCAAUAAGAUUGGUCCAGAAGUUCAAACUUCACUAUCCAGAUAAUGAAAUUGUGGAGCCAUUCAUGAGAGCAAUUACAAUUCCAGACAGACCUGUCAGWGUCAAAUUCAUAGACAGAAUGUAACUCUUAAUUAGACUGCCCUGCCUUGGCAGAAACUAUGCAAUUCAUACACAUUUUUAUUAUAUAGAAAAAAUUAUAGACAGGACGUAAACGACACAAKUCUGUUGUAUAGAUUCACGCUUACCUUAAGUCGUAGUAAGAUCCAAAGAAAAACUAUUUUCUAUAAAACUUAGCUCGUUAUCUACGCACGUAAAGCUACGCAAGGUCAAAUCAUGUUUGAUUGAUGCUAAACGAUUCUAGUGAUGUGUACAAAAAAUGGUUUUCAGUUCAUCAUUGGCAAAAAGCGAGCAUGCCGGAUAGAUCUUGUGUCAUUAUUAGAAUGUAGCUUAAAUGAUGGAGUCAAUCCGCGGUUGUUAUUGGAAACGCCUCUCUCAAUAACAGUCACAUCGAUCUUCACAUUACAUAAGUGUCUUUUUAAAUAGAUGCAUGAUUUUAGGAUCGGAAAUAACUUCUAUAUCCUUAGAUGGAUCAAAUCAAGGGUUGCACCCCUCUCAGCCCUUUCUCUGGAACCACCCAUCCAAUAAAACUAUAAUUAGACGAUGCAAUUGUCGUGUGCAACUGUCGUGUCGUCUAAAUGCCACUUCACGGCUUGUCUACGGCUCACGCACAGACUCUCGCCUCUUGUAGCGGUUUUAAGCCAAGGUUCAAAAUCUUACGACUAGACGUAGGAGAACUCAGCAACAUGGACAUAUAACUGCUUAGUCGGAUUUACGUGAUGAGAUUGUCGUGYGCGACUGCCGUGCCGUGCAAAUGCCCGUACGACUCACGCACACAAUCAUUUUAAUACCACGUGUGCGUUUUAUUGUCCAUUUGCCRUAUUUUGUAAUAGUAAGUCGAGAAAAAGAGGUGACCGUUUGAUAUGGGUUGCAAAUUUUAAUUAAAUUUUAAUCAAAAAAAA
Messenger RNA from Exaiptasia diaphana, 2479 nucleotides. Its product is annotated as cytochrome P450 27C1-like. Gene Ontology annotation, cellular component: mitochondrial inner membrane. Gene Ontology annotation, molecular function: iron ion binding; oxidoreductase activity, acting on paired donors, with incorporation or reduction of molecular oxygen; heme binding. Gene Ontology annotation, biological process: cellular response to peptide hormone stimulus; cortisol metabolic process; cholesterol metabolic process. The record is from RefSeq and is a predicted model, not a curated record. Lineage: Eukaryota; Metazoa; Cnidaria; Anthozoa; Actiniaria; Aiptasiidae. The coding region runs from base 1 to 1584 and encodes 527 amino acids. The transcript has a single exon.